UCAACAUCCGUAAACAAACAAUACUAUUCCUCUCUCUCUCUCUCUCUCUCUCUCUCUCUCUCUCGCUCGCUCGCUCUGUAUUUCGUCCAACAUCUUGAUCCAAAUUGGGACGGUAGCACAACGAUCAUCUGAUGCAAGUAUUGAAAACUCAAGACAGAAUUGAAUAAGAAUCUUGAAUCUUUCAUGAAAAGAAAGCGUAGCAUGGCCGAAGAAUUGGAAGUUCGUAGUGAUAGAAGGAUCAGCAGAAAUGAGGAAGAAGAAAACACAUUAUCAGAUUAUUCACAGAAUAUCUCAUCUAUUGACUUGAACGAAGAAGCCGGCAGCAAUAUGGAUGGUGAUGCCAUGGAGGUUUCAGACAUCAGCGUUCAAUAUGCUGAGCAAACAGAAAAUAGUAACAAAUCCGAGGAAGGAAAUGGAAACAAGAGUGGAGUUCGUAGAUAUGUUCGGUCCAAAAUGCCCAGGCUCAGGUGGACUCCGGAACUCCAUCUCUCAUUUGUUCGUGCUAUUGAAAGACUAGGCGGGCAACAAAGUGCCACUCCUAAAACUGUGCUUCAGAUGAUGAAUGUGAGAGGACUUAGCAUUUCUCAUGUCAAAAGUCACUUACAGAUGUAUCGAUGCAAGAAACUGGAUGAUUCCGGCCAAGUAAUGAGUCAAGCCAAGCCAGGAUAUUGUAAUAUCCGAUCAAGAGAUUAUUUUUGUACAAGUAAUUUGUAUGAAAAAUCCAACCCUUUACAGAACUUGAGAUUAGAAAAUGGUGUCAUAACCUUCGCGCAAAAUUCUCCUAAUCAAGGCCAUCGCUUAUCCUCAUAUGAUCAGAUCAAAGGAACACCAUCUCCGAGAUAUCAGCACUGGUCAUCCAAUAAAGAAUAUCCCAAAAUCAGGCUAAAUCCUCGUGUAAGUGUAGAUGGCAAUAAUUUCUUCAGAAGUACAGCAAAUAUCCCACUCAAACCUAACCAAUUUCUUGAAGAGAAAAGAUGGCCUCCACGACAAUUUAUUAAUGUGAAUCAAUGUAAGGACAAAAGGGUUCCUGUAUCUAACACAACAGCUGGACAAUACAAGUCAAGCAUCAUAUCAGAAACAUUUGGCCUCACUUUUAAAGAUCCGUUUCAUGUUAAGAUGAACAAGGAAAAGAUGAUGAAAGUUGAAGAUUGGCCUGAUUUGCAACUCGGUUUGAGCAUUACUGCAAAAUCUAACCACGAGAAGACUUGUAGUAAGGGUGAUUCAGAAAUUAAUACAAUGCUUUCUCUUUCUUUGUUCCCACAUUCUUCAAGUGCAAACUAGCUAUAGUAUUAUGCACCAAGUAAGUUCAAUAUUGUAGUCGAUAUAUAUCUAUUAUAUAUACACAAAUAUAUAGAAACAGGUGGGAAGCUGAGUACUGGAGAUCUGACCGUGAAUGCAUGCAGGAGAGCAUAUUAGUGAGAUCUUCUUAGUACUUUGUCUUAGAAGACAUUUUGAUUGAUUAUUUUCAUGCGACCAAGAAUUAGGGUUUGGUUUUUUUUAUGGAAAUAAGGCAACUGUGGACUGCCUAUAUGGUUAACUUUGUGUAUUUUCAUAAAGUUUCGUUGCAUUUUAAUGUGUAUCUAGUCUCUAACAGAUGUUUUUCAUUAA
Molecule: messenger RNA, 1608 nt
Organism: Olea europaea var. sylvestris
Lineage: Eukaryota; Viridiplantae; Streptophyta; Magnoliopsida; Lamiales; Oleaceae
Product: two-component response regulator ARR18-like
Exons: 8
Coding region: 184-1281 (365 amino acids)
Molecular function (GO): DNA-binding transcription factor activity; DNA binding
Source: RefSeq, a predicted model, not a curated record